AGUAUUCUGAAGAUUCCUUUUAUUUGUAAUGAUUGUUUUUCUUUUGAUAAAAGAAGCUUCUCUACUCAAAACUCUAUUUGUUUAAUUGUUCUGUCCGCAAAGAGAGAACACCAAGAAAAGAGAAGAUUGUCCAGGUGGCAAAUACAUUAGGCACGAGAUUUAAUGUUGCAAUAACAUAGAGAGCUACUAAACAUUGACCUUUGUAUAAAAGCAAAGUCAAUCGACCAUAAGCCACACAACCGCCCAAGGGUGAAUACUUAGAGCCUUAUCUUGCCCAGAUUACUAACAUAGCAUCCAAAACAUCGAUAUGCGAAGCUUCAAUCAAGAAUUGUUGUUCCAAUUCCUAUACCUUUACGAGUGAGAAUUUGCUCGAGGUCAGUUGAACCGAUCCACAGCAUAGGGCGGCCACUGUACGACCAGAGUAACUCACCUUUAUACCACCAUCGUUCUGCUGUACCGCAUACUCAUUAAAAAAAGCAAACAUCAACGCAUAUCAUUAUCGUGUACAUGAACAAGACGAAUUACCAUCACAGCUUUGAUUAGCCGUAUGGGAAUCGGUGGUGCUCCGUAAUGGUAUUGUGCGAAGAUCAAGCUACUGCUACUGUGUUGGGCUAAUCCUCAGAAGGUUAUCGGACGUGCUGCGGAACAGUCGACUUUCAUCCGAUCUGGUUCGAAAUGUUACCACAGCGGAGUUGGUUUUUCGUUUUGGUGGGACUAUUUUACGUAUUUGAUCACGUCCAUGGAGCGGACACUCCGGGAUCGCCACGAGGAUCACCGUACAGGAUUGAUCUAGCUCAAUACAAUCAAGCACUAUUGUCAAGGGUGCGUACCAUCGUUGAAGCGUCCGAGCUGGCCGAGGAUCAGUAUGUGCCGUACUUUGAACUACUGCCAGAGUACCGUGAACGUUUGAGUGGUAACUUUCUGAUCGAUGGUUUUGCACGUGCUCGUGAUGCUGCUCGCUGUCUCACGUGCAUGUCCAGUUCGUAUUUGUUUUUGAGCUUCUACAACGAAACGAUUGUGAACGGUCAGGGCAACACCGAACGGGUAUGGACGUUCGCUAAACGCAUCUGUCGGCUGCUCGGUUUCAAGGCGUAUCUGUGCGAGGGCAUCGUAAACUUGAACGGGAAGGUGAUCGAGUAUGUGCUUCGCAACCGUACACCGUUCCCGGAACCGGACGACAUCUGUCAGGUGUUCCUGCAGGAGCAGGAUUGUGUGCGUGAUGGCAGAAGUAUAACGGAAGCGACACUCUACCGUACCGUCGACAUCACACCACCGACGAACGUUCGAUCGGCAAUGUUUGCACGUUCCGAUGAGUCCGGUUCGUGUGCGCGGGAUGAUUUACCACCGAGAAAAACAUCCGCAACACCGCUAACCAUCGUUCAUCUAACUGACAUUCACUACGAUCCGGAGUAUCUGGUCGGUGUAAAUGCGGACUGUAAUGCGGAAGCAUGCUGCCGGACACUGCCCGAUCUGCAACCAGCAACGGGAGCGACUGCCGCUGGAUAUUGGGGUGAUUACCGGGACUGUGAUACACCGUGGCAUGCUGUGGUGGAUGUGAUGGAGCACAUUCGCAGCCAGCAUCCGAAGAUCGAUGCAAUCUACUUCACCGGUGACAUUGUGCAUCAUUUCACCUGGAACACGACGAUCGAAACGAACGAGGUUGCGAUGCGCCAGGUGUUUGAUUUGAUGAAGCGCACCUUCCCGGGAGUUCCGCUCUAUCCGGUGCUGGGAAACCACGAAUCACAUCCUGCUAACUUAUACGCUCCACAUAACGUCGAUGAAUCGUUCCGGACAAGCUAUUUGUAUGACUUUGUAGCGGAGCAAUGGGACGGCUGGCUACCGAUCGAGGACAUCCGGGGAACGCUGGCUGACGGUGGCUACUACACGGUGCGCACUCCUUACGGUGUGCGCAUCAUCGGGCUCAACAACAAUCCCUGCUUCGUGCACAACUUUUGGCUGUUUUACAGCCUCGAUUACUUUCUGCCCCAGCUGCAGUGGUUGCACGAUACGUUGCUCGCAGCAGAACAGGCCAACGAACGGGUGCACAUCUUGGCGCAUGUGCCUUCGUACGACGAUUCUUGCUUCAUCGGUUGGACACGCGAAUAUCGCAAAAUUGUCGAACGCUUCGCACACAUUAUUGCGGGCCAGUUUAAUGGACACUCGCAUGUGGAUGAGUUCAAUCUGUACUAUAAACGAGACGAUCCAUCCGCUGCGGUAAGUGUUGCGUGGAACGGUGGAUCAACGACUACCUACACCAAACUCAACCCAAACUACAAGGUGUUCCAGUUCGAUCCGGUUACGUUUGUACCUCUCGAACAAGAGACCUGGAUGUAUAACCUUACCGAAGCGAACCUGACACCCGAUCGACGACCUUCUUGGUAUCGUAUGUACAGUUUUAAAAACCACUACCAGUUGCAAGAUCUCAGCGUAAAUUCGCUGCAACGGCUUGUGCAACAGUUUGCCCAAUCCGAGGCGCAAUUGCAACGCUACUGGCAAACAAAGCAAAAGUAUUCCGAUCCACUACUGCAAGAGGGAUGUACGGGAACCUGUUUGCGGAAUGCCCUUUGCGCGAUCGUACGUACCGAGCACGAUGACGAACAGGCAUGCGAGCUUUUAUACGAACGUGCGGCACAAACGAACGCCACGAUAUCUGGGAAAUAGUUGGGCUUGGGACUUAAAUUGCUAUCGAGCCGGAAAUUCGGGAAGAUUGUACCAUUUAACGUGCGAAUAAUGUUUAAUACUUACCGCAA
Anopheles funestus (African malaria mosquito) is the source of this 2750-nucleotide messenger RNA. Its product is annotated as sphingomyelin phosphodiesterase 1-like. The transcript is spliced from 4 exons. Bases 676 to 2661 code for a protein of 661 amino acids. NCBI's taxonomy places the organism in Eukaryota, Metazoa, Arthropoda, Insecta, Diptera, Culicidae. Gene Ontology annotation, biological process: sphingomyelin catabolic process; ceramide biosynthetic process. The record is from RefSeq and is a predicted model, not a curated record. Gene Ontology annotation, molecular function: acid sphingomyelin phosphodiesterase activity. Gene Ontology annotation, cellular component: lysosome.